This is a messenger RNA of Ramularia collo-cygni, 1056 nucleotides long. RefSeq lists its product as uncharacterized. The transcript is spliced from 2 exons. Bases 1 to 1056 code for a protein of 351 amino acids. Lineage: Eukaryota; Fungi; Ascomycota; Dothideomycetes; Mycosphaerellales; Mycosphaerellaceae. The record is from RefSeq and is a predicted model, not a curated record.
AUGUCCCACUAUUCCAAUUCCUCGACUGCUCGGCAUGGGAUUGAUUCCCUGGAUCCAAAACGGUAUACUUCAUCUCACCUACUGUGUCUUUGCUCGCUUUUGACAUCAACUCAGUUUUCGAGCGUCGAGAAUGAGUCGUGGCUGAAUUGGACAAUCUGGCAUGUACAUCGAGCUAUAGCAUGGUUCCAAGGGAGCACUCUUCCUAGGUUCGUUGGGCACAAUCGCGCUACUUUGCAACAUCUUGGCUAUCUACUUAUCGAAUAUGUUGAAGAUGGUGUUAUGCUUUCGUCCAGCUGGAAUGACCAUUGCGAAGAAUCGGAAAAGAACAAAAACCUUUACUCCAGCAUUGCCAAAAUCAUGCUGGACCUCGGUGGGAUUAAACAGCCACGAAUUGGCUCGUGGACGAUGAACGAUGAUGGAAACAUUACYCUCACCAAUCGUCCGUUUCAUGAUCUCACGGCAUUCUGGAAUCGACAUAACAUUCCAUUACACCUACCCAGGGGCAUGACGUAUUCGUCAGCGGACUCGUUUCUCCCUGACCUUUUGGCUUACCAAGAUGUUCGCAUGGAACAUCAACCAAACUCGAUCCUGGACAGGGACGACGGCGUAUCUCAACUCUCUGCCCUGGUGGGACUACGGGCAAUAUUCCCUCGGCUCUUCAACGCACGCUUGAAUCGUGGACACUUUGUCAUGAACUUCACUGAUAUGCACCAGAGCAACAUUUUCGUGGACAAAGAUUGGAACAUCACUCGGCUUAUUAUUGAUCUUGAAUUUGCCUACUCCGCCCCGAUUGAGCUUGUUCAUGUCCCAGCUUGGCUUACUGGCCGCGGCGUAGAUCAGCUGUAUGGCCAAAAUGAGGAACCGUUCAAGCUUCGUUACGAUGCUUUUGUAGAGGCGGUUGCCGAUCAAGAGAAAGAAAAGCAGCAGAGCGACGCUUUCAGUCAGCGUCUGCGGGAAGACUGGACUUCUGGGAGGUAUUGGUAUGUACUUGCGCUGGACAGCAUCAAUGCCUACCCUUCAAUAUUCAAUCGAAACCUUCGACCCCAGAUAAUUUGA